Prionailurus viverrinus (fishing cat) is the source of this 2656-nucleotide messenger RNA. RefSeq names its product regulator of G protein signaling 17 (gene RGS17). The record is from RefSeq and is a predicted model, not a curated record. The transcript has 5 exons. Lineage: Eukaryota; Metazoa; Chordata; Mammalia; Carnivora; Felidae. Bases 163 to 795 code for a protein of 210 amino acids.
CCUCUCUCCCUCUCUCCUCGCCCGCUGGGUGCUGAAGUUGGGCGGAUGGCAGCAAACCCGCUCCGCUAGAGGACCGAGCAGCCCAGCCUUGCGCCCCCGGACCCAUCGGUGCGCUGCCCACACCUCCAGGCGACGGGCCAGUUGGGUACUGAAGCAGCUGAAAUGCGAAAAAGACAGCAGUCACAAAAUGAAGGAACACCUGCUGUGUCCCAAGCGCCUGGAAACCAAAGGCCCAACAACACAUGUUGCUUUUGCUGGUGCUGUUGCUGCAGCUGCUCCUGCCUCACUGUUAGGAAUGAAGAAAGAGGAGAAAAUGCAGGAAGACCCACACAUACCACCAAAAUGGAGAGCAUCCAGGUCCUAGAGGAAAGCCAAAACCCCACUUCAGAUGAAGUGUUGUCCUGGUCUCAAAAUUUUGACAAGAUGAUGAAGGCCCCAGCAGGAAGAAACCUUUUCAGAGAGUUUCUCCGAACAGAAUACAGCGAAGAGAACCUACUUUUCUGGCUUGCGUGUGAAGACUUAAAGAAAGAGCAGAACAAAAAAGUAAUUGAAGAAAAAGCCAGAAUGAUAUAUGAAGAUUACAUUUCUAUACUAUCACCAAAAGAGGUCAGUCUCGAUUCUCGAGUUAGAGAGGUGAUCAAUAGAAAUCUGUUGGAUCCUAAUCCUCACAUGUAUGAAGAUGCCCAACUUCAGAUAUAUACCUUAAUGCACAGAGAUUCUUUUCCAAGGUUUUUGAACUCUCAAAUUUAUAAGUCAUUUGUUGAAAGUACUGCCAGUUCUACUUCUGAAUCUUAAUUUUCAUUAAAAAAAAAUCAUUUUGGAGGGCUGGGAUGGGAAAUAAAAGUAGUUCACUAACACCAGAAGCUGAGUUCCUGGAGAACUACAGUUUAGCAUUCCUCAGGCUACUGUGAAAAUACAACCAUAUGGUCUUUGUCUCCAUUUUUAUCAAGGUUAUCCAUGGUUAAGUUUGGAGAAAAUACCACAUAAGACAAUGAAUUGCCAAAUUGUUUGUUUUCUUCAACACUCAUUCUACUUGCAAGCAAACUGUAUUUGUAGUCCUGUGAACAGUCUCCUAGUGUAUCCCCCGAGGCUGCAUGUACAAAGUAGAGCUGCUUCAUUUGCCACGUAGUUGUUGUAAUAUUUAAUCCAAUGGCAUAACUUAUAUCCGUGUUUAAGGACUUUUGUGCAAUAUGGUCUUAUAGAAAUAAUUGCCAAAAAAUUGGCUGUGGUUUGCAUUUUUAAAUAUAAUCUAAGACAGAAAAAGCCAAUUUUUUAGUUGUAACAAUGGUAUUAAACAUGCUCUAUACUGUGUUCAGUACACUCAUUUUGAAGCCGAUAUUUCUGUACUUGGAAAAAGAGCUAUUUAUCUAUGUUUGUUGGGAAAUCCUGAUGGGGGAUUCCUCUGGUUGUUCACUGCCAAAACUGUGGCAUUUUCUUUACAGAAUAGUUUGCUAUGUAAACAAAACAAAACAAAACAAAAAUUUAAAAAAACCCAACAAACAACAAAUAAUAAGAAGAAAAGAGAAAAAAGCACAAAACAAUUUGAAGAUAUUCUAUCUCAAUGACAAAUCAGAGUGAUAAUUGUUUUUAAUUGUAAUAGAACACAAUUAAUCUAUGUAUAUAUCAGAUGUCCGAUACUGUAAUUAAUUUAUUAAAGACUGGCUCUCCAGUUCUAAAAUGGUUGUGUAAAGUAUGUACUUCAGCAAGAAAAAAAAUACUAAGCUCGAUAACUUAGUUUUGGAAUAUAAAAAAAAAGAUUUAAUAAAGGAAUGCCUACAUGUAGCAUCAUAAAAUAUUUUGAUGAGUAGCAUCUGUCCUGUGGCAUAUUUUCCUUGAAAGCAAAGUCUAAUGAAAAGCUAGGUUUUUAACUGAGAAAAGUUUUGUAAGGGUUACACAGAAGAUAAUUCUCUACUUCAGACCUUAACUGUUUUCAUAGUAUCUUCAGAAUGACUUAUUUUAAAAAUGUUAAAACCAAACUAUUAAUACUCAUCCAUAAUUGAAAGGCAGGACAGUGCUCAAAUCUUCUAGCUGCCAUAUUAUUUUUUAUAAGUACCACUAAAUCUUUAAGACAAAAUACUUGCCUGACAUUGGCAUAUACUUUUGACAUUCAAGAAAACAGUAUCCUAUCAUGCACACACACAAAAAGUCAGUGUCAUAUUUAUAUCAAGGUGUUACAUUUGAAUAUUAAUAUCCCCUGGAGGCUAUUUUUUUAAUCUUAAACUUAAUAAAUAUAAUAUUGAGUAACCUAACAUGAAAGUUUUAAAAAUAUUUAUAUCCACUGAGAAUACUGGGCCUUAUAUUAAGGAUGAUAUUAAAAUUAUAGGUUUUCUUUGCCAUUUUUUAACUACCUCUCAUUUUUUAAUUUAUUAAACAUUUUUAAAAUAAACAAGUUUGGGGUUUUCUUUUUAAAUUUUAUUUUACUUGAAAAGCUGGCAUCGUAAGUUUCUUUUUCCAUAAACUUAAAACAUUUCAAGAAUUGUUUUUUUAAGUGAAUUUGAUUUUCUAAUUUAUAUAGAAUUCAGGAGAUAUGGUUAAAAGGGCUAUUAUCUAUUCCCUAUGCAAAUAUUUUAACUGUUGCAGUGUUUGACAAAAUGGGGUUAAAAAAAAAGUUUGCAGAGUAGAAAACAAAAUGUUCUGUUUACACUGGCGUUGCUGA